GUAGCAGGAAGUUGUUUUUACUACAUGAAUAGAUGAGUAUAAAGAAAACAUCUUUAUUUUUUUUCCCCCCUAUUCACACACACACACACACGCACGCAGACAGACGCCUCUAGGUACAAAGGUUUGCUUUGCGUCGCAUUCCUUUAAACCUGCCGUUUUUCUCUUCUAUAUCUUUAUUGAUGUAUAUCCUUCUUUCUCCCGGUCUCUGAAGCUGCUUGGGCACUCGUCACAUUACUUUACUCGUGGAUAAGGCGCUGCACGCGCAUUGGUGCAAGAGUGGAAGCCGCACAAGACUUUUCCGGCGUCUGGCUCGGUGACUGUGCUGCGCAUGCGUGGCGGAGGUGAAGGGCUGCACUGAUCUGUAAAGAGAGAGAGAGAGAAGGAGGGCAGCUCUUGCCUUUUUUCUGGCUCGUUUGCGCGCAACGUUGCUUCGUCUUCUUCCAUGUUUUUCUCCGUGUUUCUCUCCGUUUAGUUUCUUCGUUUCUCUCUUUUUUGUAAAUUCUGUUCACAGUAUCAUUACAGUAGUUAUCCGUGUAUUGUUUCUAGCGUUCCUCGGUGCUUCAUUUUCUCUGGUGCUGCUGCGGUGGCCGUCGACGCUGAGUAAUUGGAUUGUAAGAAAGAAAAAGGGUUCUUGAAAACGAUCCUUUGUAAACACCUAUUUCAGCUUGUCAACAGUGGAUACCCUCCAAAAGGAAAACGCCGUUUUUUCCUUGUUUUUACCAUUAGUGAGGAGGCGUACGGAGCGUUCUAAUCAACACACCAUGCCAGCCAGCGUUGUAGCGCAGGGUGGUGGUGGUAGUCCUAGCAGCGGAAGCGGGGCAGCGCACGACAUGAGCCGACUCUCCCCGUCGUCUGCCGAGUGCUCGCCGGAGCAGCGUCGCGAGCGGGCGCGGCGGUACGACGGCGACGACUCCACCUUCAUCUCGGUCGAGUACAUCCAGCAACUGUGGCUGCUGCGCUCCGUCAGUCGCACCCUGCUGGCCCCGAUAGAGCGGGUGAAGUAUGUCAUGCAGUGCCAGAAGGAACUGCAGCGCACCGGCGCCAUCCAGUGCGAGUUCAAAACGGUGUGGUCCUGUGUGCGGUACUUGAAGCAGAUGGAGGGCACGCGCCGCUUCUGGCGCGGCAACCUCAUUCAAGUCGUGUCGCUCCUACCCAUCCUGCUGGCGCAGAUCUUCAUCGCCUACCCAACGCAGUCCUUUAUCUUCAACUCGUGCCCGGUGCACACGGCGGCCGGCUACACCGUCGCGAGCUACGCGGCGCUCCUCGGCGGCGCCGUCGCCGCCACCACCGUCAGCUACCCGCUCGAGUACGCGCGUUUUCGCCUGGCCGUCGACGUGAAGUCGCAGGUGGGGGCGUCCUACGAGUUCCGCAACAGCUUCGCGUUCUUUUCGCACCCUGUGCUCAGCGAGUGUCCCCACUACUUCUACCGCGGACUCACGCUUUACAUCUUUGGCAGUGUUGUCUACCAAGCUGUCCAUAAUGUGCUGCUGAACGUCGUGGCCCCGUACGUGCCGCCGGAGGAAGACAGCAGCAGCUGGGCCCCUGCGAUCAUUCAAACCAUCGCCGGCCUAACGGUGUCGGGGACGACGACGCUGUGCUUGCACCCUGUCGACCUGGUGCGCCAUCGCAUGAUGAUUGCGGUGAUGGAGGACCGACUGCGUUACGCCUCCAUGAUGGAGUGUGCGACGCAGAUAGCGCAGCGGGAAGGACUUCGGGGCUUUUUUAGGGGUGGCACCGUGACCCUCACAAAGAUGAUCGCCGCGACGGGCCUUGUGCUCUUCGGCCUUCCGUAUUGA
This is a messenger RNA of Leptomonas pyrrhocoris, 1796 nucleotides long. Its product is annotated as putative mitochondrial adp/ATP carrier-like protein. The transcript has a single exon. The coding region runs from base 762 to 1796 and encodes 344 amino acids. Gene Ontology annotation, cellular component: mitochondrial inner membrane. Lineage: Eukaryota; Euglenozoa; Kinetoplastea; Trypanosomatida; Trypanosomatidae. Gene Ontology annotation, molecular function: ATP:ADP antiporter activity. Gene Ontology annotation, biological process: mitochondrial ADP transmembrane transport; mitochondrial ATP transmembrane transport. The record is from RefSeq and is a predicted model, not a curated record.